CAUCUCCGGAGUCACGACUGGUCGUCUCCUUGCGCCACCAUCUUAUUCGUCUUCUUCCCCGCCACCAACCAGAGAGAGAGAGAGAGAGAGAGAGAGAGACGGAACUCCUUGGCGAUUCGCGAUCUCUGAAGAUUCAAAUCACGCCUCGCGUCGCUCCCUCGCUUGCUUGAGCUGAGGAGGAAGGAGACGAGGCAGCGGCGGCGGCGGCAUCUUCCGAAGAAGAAUUCAGCUUCAGCUUCAGCUUCGAGCUCCAACAUGAGCGCCAUUGAAGACGCCGAGGAAGAUAGGGACCUGAGGAAGCCGUUCCUCCACACGGGGAGCUGGUACAAGAUGCAGGGGAUGGGGUCGAGCCAGUCCAGCGUCACCGCAUCGGCGCAGAUCCUCCGCGACGGAUCCGUCUCCGUCCUCCUCUGCGUCCUGAUCGUCGCCCUAGGCCCUAUUCAGUUCGGGUUCAGCUGUGGAUAUUCGUCUCCUACGGAGGAGGACAUAAUGAGCGACCUAGACCUUUCGCUCUCGCAGUAUUCGAUAUUUGGUUCGUUGGUGAAUGUGGGAGCUAUGAUUGGGGCAAUCACGAGUGGCCAGAUUGCUGAGUACAUCGGUCGGAAAGGGUCUCUGAUGAUCGCUGCGGUCCCUAAUAUUUUAGGAUGGCUGGCAAUAUCAUUUGCUAAGGAUUCCUCAUUCUUGUACAUGGGAAGGUUGUUGACGGGAUUUGGUGUGGGUGUAAUUUCUUAUACGGUGCCGGUAUAUAUAGCUGAGAUAUCGCCUCAGAACAUGAGAGGAACCCUGGGAUCUGUGAAUCAGCUCUCAAUUACAAUGGGACUAUUGUUGGCUUACAUUUUCGGACUAUUUCUCAAUUGGAGGAUCCUUGCUAUCUUCGGGGCUCUUCCAUGUAUAAUAUUGAUUCCUGGCUUAUUUUUCAUCCCAGAGUCUCCUCGAUGGUUGGCCAAAAUGGGUUUGACAGAGGACUUUGAAGCCUCUUUGCAGGUCCUUCGGGGAUUUGAUACUGAUAUUUCCCUUGAAGUUAAUGAAAUCAAGAGAUCUGUUGCAUCAACAAGCAAAAGAACAACGAUCAGGUUUGCAGAGCUCAAGCGGAAAAGAUAUUGGUUUCCAUUAAUGGUAGGUAUUGGACUUCUUGUGCUUCAGCAACUGAGUGGCAUCAAUGGUGUUUUAUUCUAUUCCACCACGAUAUUCGAAAGUGCAGGGAUUUCUUCAAGUAAUGUGGCAAGUGUUGGAGUUGGUGUUAUCCAGGUUCUCGCCACUGGGGUUACUACUUGGCUCCUGGAUAAAGCAGGCCGAAGGCUGCUUCUAAUAGUGCGUAUGACCAAAUUCUCACUAAAGUUGAGAUUCUCUAAAACACGCUCAAAUUGGGUAUUUAAAUCGUUUUUGCAGAUAUCCUCAUCUGCAAUGACUUUGAGCCUUCUUUUUGUGGCUGUAGCAUUUUAUAUAGAGAGUUCUGCUUCAGAAGACUCUAAAUUAUACAGCAUAAUGGGAAUAUUGGCCCUGGUUGGGCUUGUGGCUUUUGUUGUUUCCUUCUCUCUGGGAGUGGGAGCUAUUCCAUGGCUUAUCAUGUCUGAGAUUCUUCCAUUGAAUAUUAAGGGCCUUGCCGGCAGUGUAGCAGUGUUGGCAAACUGGAUAACAUCGGGGGUAAUCACAAUGACUGCAAACUUACUGUUGGAUUGGAGCACUGGAGGUACCUUCACAAUCUACACAGUCGUGGCUGCUUGCACUGUUGUCUUUGUGACACUCUUGGUCCCAGAAACUAAGGGAAGAACUCUGGAAGAGAUUCAGUCGUCGUUCCGAUGAUUCUUGCCUCCUAUUGUCACAUUGAUUUUUGAUGUUCAAUAAAAUGUGCCGGAAGAGAGAGAGAGAGAGCUCGCAAUUAUUCAUUGACCUCCUCAACAGAGGUUUUGAUGUGUUCUUCAAGUUUUUGAACUUCAUUUACUUAGCGAAGUUGCCAAAUGGACCUAGCUAUGCACUAUGAGCGUACAUCAAAUCAUUCAUAAGAUCAGAAGAACCGGCGGAUUUAGCAAGUGGCUUGAUGAUAUUCGAGAUAACGGAGCCAAAAGGGGUCUUGUCUUCUUGUUUC
Rhodamnia argentea is the source of this 2086-nucleotide messenger RNA. RefSeq names its product sugar transporter ERD6-like 6. Bases 256 to 1803 code for a protein of 515 amino acids. Lineage: Eukaryota; Viridiplantae; Streptophyta; Magnoliopsida; Myrtales; Myrtaceae. Gene Ontology annotation, biological process: transmembrane transport; carbohydrate transport. The record is from RefSeq and is a predicted model, not a curated record. The transcript is spliced from 17 exons. Gene Ontology annotation, molecular function: sugar transmembrane transporter activity. Gene Ontology annotation, cellular component: membrane.